AUGAUUUCCUGGGAGAUUUUGGAGUCUCAGACAAUGGGCUUGUCAGCAUUGUCCGAUAAGAACCGGGCAGCAAAGGACCCUCUGGAGAUGAUCUGGAUUAUUUAUAAGUCUCCAGCUUCCUCCACCUUACCCCCAAAUGGACCCUUCCCAAGAAAAGAACUCUGGCGGCUGGCGCGCUGCCCCGCCACUUGCAGCUGUACCAAGGAGUCCAUCAUCUGCGUGGGCUCUUCCUGGGUGCCCAGGGUCGUGCCAGGCGACAUCAGCUCCCUGAGCCUGGUAAAUGGAACGUUCUCGGAAAUCAAGGAUCGAAUGUUUUCCCAUCUGCCUUCCCUGCAGCUGCUAUUGCUGAAUUCUAACUCAUUUACAGUCAUCCGGGAUGAUGCUUUUGCUGGGCUUUUCCAUCUCGAAUACCUGUUCAUUGAAGGGAACAAAAUAGAAACCAUUUCAAGAAAUGCCUUUCGUGGCCUCCGUGACCUGACUCACCUUUCUUUGGCCAAUAACCACAUAAAAGCACUCCCAAGGGAUGUCUUCAGUGAUUUAGACUCUCUGAUUGAACUAGAUUUAAGGGGCAAUAAAUUUGAAUGUGACUGCAAAGCUAAGUGGUUGUAUUUGUGGCUGAAGAUGACAAAUUCCACCGUUUCUGAUGUGCUAUGUAUCGGUCCACCAGAAUACCAGGAAAAGAAGCUAAAUGAUGUGACAAGCUUUGACUACGAAUGCACAACUACAGAUUUUGUGGUUCAUCAGACCUUGCCCUACCAGUCGGUUUCGGUGGAUACGUUCAACUCCAAGAAUGACGUGUAUGUGGCCAUCGCUCAGCCCAGCAUGGAGAACUGUAUGGUCCUGGAGUGGGACCACAUCGAAAUGAAUUUCCGGAGCUAUGACAAUAUAACAGGUCAGUCCAUCGUGGGUUGUAAGGCCAUCCUCAUCGACGACCAAGUCUUCGUGGUGGUGGCCCAGCUCUUUGGUGGCUCUCACAUUUACAAAUACGAUGAGAGCUGGACCAAGUUUGUCAAAUUCCAAGACAUAGAAGUCUCUCGCAUUUCCAAGCCCAACGACAUCGAGCUGUUUCAGAUCGACGACGAAGUGUUUUUUGUCAUCGCAGACAGCUCGAAAGCAGGUCUGUCGACGGUUUAUAAAUGGAACAGCAAAGGCUUCUACUCGUACCAGUCUCUGCACGAGUGGUUCAGGGACACAGACGCCGAGUUUGUGGACAUAGAUGGGAAAUCACAUCUGAUCCUGUCCAGCCGCUCCCAGGUCCCCAUCAUCCUCCAGUGGAAUAAAAGUUCCAAGAAGUUUGUUCCCCACAGCGACAUCCCCAACAUGGAGGAUGUGCUGGCUGUGAAGAGCUUCCGAAUGCAGAAUGUCCUCUAUCUUUCUCUCACCCGCUUCAUCGGGGACUCCAGGGUCAUGAGGUGGAACAGUAAGCAGUUUGUGGAGAUCCAGGCUCUUCCAUCCCGGGGGGCCAUGACCUUGCAACCUUUUUCUUUUAAAGAGAAUCACUACCUGGCCCUGGGGAGUGACUAUACGUUCUCCCAGAUAUACCAGUGGGAUAAAGAGAAGCAGCUGUUCAAAAAAUUUAAGGAGAUUUAUGUACAGGCACCUCGUUCCUUCACAGCAGUCUCCACUGACAGGAGAGAUUUCUUUUUUGCAUCCAGUUUCAAAGGGAAAACAAAGAUUUUUGAACACAUAGUUGUUGACUUAAGUUUGUGAAGACGUGAUGGGCGAGUUUAAAAGACACUUAGCACUAACUCUCAGAAGAGAGGACCAAGAAAAAAUUUGAAAGAAGCCAGGUUCAGAGCUCUGACAUUAAAAAUGCACUGGGGAAAUAGUUAGAAGUUUUCAGACUUUUAGAACUCACAUUUUAAUCAGGGAUUGCGUUUAUUGGCUAACUGCAUGACAUGCCCAUUCUCCCACUUAAAAAGAUACCUUCAAGCUUGUAAUUCCUGAGAAAAGAGUACAGUAUUAACUCUUGCUAUCUAGGAAAGUAAUGUGCUUUUUUUUUUUUUUAAUGAGGAAAGAAAAUAGGAUAAGAUAGGACAACUCUUAUAAUGAAACUUUUUAAAAAGACCGAACUAUGGGCCAUUCUCAUCCCAUUUUAGCAAUCUUUUUGGCAAGAACUCUUAAAGCGAAAGUCAGCUGAAAAGAUUUGCUGAUGAUAAGUUUAAAAAUCUGAUAACACUCAGCAAUGCUAUUUUGAGCCAUCCCAAUUUCCUGAACCACCCUGCCCCCCACCCCUUACUAGCAGAACCUUGGCUAUUUUAUUGGCUCGUAUGGAUGCUUGAUAUGGGUGUGUCAACAAAAUAAUGUUUGACAAAUUGCUUCCUCUGCUAUAGAGACAGUAUUCUGCUGACACGUGUCUAGGUCCAGCACGGGCUGUAGGCCCAGGAGUGAGACAAACGAGUUUUCCCCUCUUCUGUGGUUCAAAGCUGGCCCCUGUGGAGGUCGGAGCAACGAUGCUUGUUUGAUGCACUCCAUGACUCACCUGCUUCUCUGAACCCAUCCUUUGAGUGUGCAGGUAACCAGCAGACAGGCCAAAGACUGAAUGGUGCUUUUUAUUCUAUCCUUUAGAGCAAUAGAACAGGUAUUUCCGUCUGAUGAGAACUUUUAAAGUAAGAUUUUGUGGAGUCAAAGAGGACUUUACACAAGUCUCGAUGUUCUUUGAAACCUAGAGAUAGCCCUUUGAUUGAUGCAUGUCUUUGCCCUCUGGGCAACUUAAUAUUUCAAGUAAUUGAAUAGCAACCUACCUGCCUGCCCACCCGCCUACCUCCCCAUUCACGUAACAGUCCUGCUUCGUUGAUUCGCUGGUACGGCUGCUGCCAGCACAGCACUGCCAGCACAGCGCUUCCAGAUCUGCUGUGGCACUAAAUUGCAGAACCUGGAACUCAAGACGGCAGGCCCCUUCCUUUCUCAGUCCUUAGCAGAGAAACACACAUGCUUCCACUGGGCCACGUGCUGCCAGGAGGCUCAUCCUAGACAGGCCGGGGUGAAGGUGAGGGGUCUCAUGCUGAUCAGUAGGGACCGAAACUCUGAAUCCCACAGACCAGGUCUGCACUCAGGGGACCAGAUGGCCGGUUUCAAAAUGAGCCUCUCUGGUGUGGACCAUCGAGAAGCUUGUGGGGGGGUCUGGUUUUGUGGAAGGUUCUAGAUGGAUGUUCUGCCCGGUUAGCUGGCUCUCUUUAAAAAAUAUGAUAUGAAUGCUUUUCGGGGUGACUGUCCAAGAGCGAGCCAAUAACUUCUCUUCUAGCCAUGAAAGUAGCACAAACAUAUUGUACCGUAUUGUUAUUUUGAAUGAUUGUUUGACAAGUGAUGAGUAGGUAGAUGUUUUGCCACAAAUAUGAAUGCGUUUGUUGUUUCCAGACGGUAAGCAGUGCAGAUGGAGGCAACACACAGCACUUAGAGAACAAUGCGUCCGUGUCACGACAGUGCUCUUGGGUACGUUCUGGGACUGCAGGCCAAGGGCUCCGGGGAUUUCAAUGGACAAACUCAUCCGCGCAUAGCAAUGUUGUUGUUUGAAACUUUCCUACGAAGCACCGAGCAAACAGGAGAAAAGUGGUUUGUUUUUACUUUUUUAAGGCACAAACCACUCUUCCUUCUGCGUUCUUUUGCUUUCCUGGUUUAUUUGAACUGACUCAGAUCCCAGAAUUGGAGGCCGCAAGUGGGACAGCUCUGCUAUUCCUCCAGCUGUCAAGACGGGCAAGCUAUUCUCUCUGGCACACGGAACCCCUCAGACAAGGCUGGGUGGAAGGGCGGGCGCUCGGCAAACAGCGUAGGAGGCGUUUAGACAGGCCCACCAGUCGUGCAGGGUCGAAAUGAUGUUCCCGACUCAGAUGGAGAAGGCGGCUGGGGCAUCUUCACAGGGCGGCCUCUGCGGAGUGGUGCACCAAUGUCUCAGCUUCGGCUGUGAGGGUGAGGUUUGGGGCUAACCACGUGCACUCACCACUCUGGCAACCAUUGCCUAGAACCUGGAAAAUCAGGCAGCAUAAGGUGCGGGGCCAGGAGUAAGAGGAAGUGCUGAGUCCAGAUGAGACAGGAUGAAAGACAGAUCUGAAGCGUGAUGGGGGGAGGGGAACAGAGUGUGAGAGGGUGGGUCAUCCACUCAGCUGCCAUCAGGAUUUCUUUUCUUUUUCUUUUAAAAAACUUUUAGACCAGACCAGAGUCUGCACUCUGCAGAGUCCCUGUGCUGAGGGAGGAGAUAUUUGUUCUGGCCGACUUACUUAAGGAGUGUAGAUGUUUUUGGCACGAGGAGAUGGAAGCUUUGCUUCAUGAAUCUUACUGCUCCAUCCCAAGAGUCCUUCAAGUUUUAAACAAUUUCUGCAAGAAGUCUUUCUUCCAGUAAUAGUGUAAGAUAAAAACAAACAACAAUGAAAAUCCAAAGCAGAGAGACAUGGGGACCAUCCCCGUGGAGAUAGCUUUAGUGGGGGCUGUGAUUGUGUCUUUCUUCCCAUCACCUAUGGGUUGAUCAUCUCGGCUUAUUUCUUCUUUAUACUCUCUGUGGCUAGGCUCCCAGACUCAGUCCCUCCGCAUAACCGUGUGGCCAAGACACACAGCCUUAAAUGAGGACUUGUUCCCAAACUCCAUGGAGUCAUUGGUAGAUCUCUUAGGAAGACUAAAAUUAAACCUUGGGCGUAAAUGGUGCUGUGUUCUUCAGCAGUGGGUAAUAAGACCACCUUGCAUUUCAGCAAAGCGUUGUAUUUUUUUUCAGCGUACAUUUGUGUUCAUCUCAUUUUUGUUCAUAAACAGUUCUUCAGUUUAUCGGAGGGCCGACAUUAUUCCAAUUUCAGAGGGAAGGAAAUAGACAAAGAAAAUAGAAGUCAGUUGCCUUUUCGAGAUUAUCCAGUAGUGAGUGUCAAAGCUAGAACUUCCCUUCUGAAUAGCAGGCUUUGUAUUUUCUUCCUUUGACACUGCCGUGCCCUCCAGACUUUGUAAUCACGAUUUUGAAUAUAGCAGCACCUCAAGAUAAAAUAAAAAAUGCAACAGAAUGUGCAUAGCUAGAAGGAAAAUAGUGCUGAAUAGACACCAUCCAAUCAACCGGUCCAUUUAACAAUUAAACACCAUAGAACUGCUAUUACAUGCAAGGCCCCACUCUUGAAAGCCUUUUGGAAGCUUCAGAUAAUUUUCUUUUCUGAAGACGGUUGCUAGCUGGCAUGGUCGUUUCUCCCCUCACAUGGCUAUGGAAAGGAUGCUAAGGUUGAGAUGCAUCUGGUUCUUGUCACAAUGUCCACAAGAUAAACAAGAACAGUUUUGUGAGGGAAACACUAAAAACUUGAAUGCACGAGUUAUGAUGAAUUGCUCCCGGCCACACUCAGCCUUUGGGGAGCGUGCUGGAAAUGGCAGUGCCGCAUUUUUCUUCCCCACGGAGUGAGAGGCUGUAUAUAUUUUAGGAAAGAAAUCAGCGUGGGAUGCUGGAGGUUUGGCUGCCAAGAACACUCACGAUGGAAAUUUCUUUGACCAGGGAAUAAAGAAAGAGUGGUUGAAGGUUGGCAGGAGGGGAGUCUAUUUGCAUGCCACCUAAAGAAAAUCUUUUUAGCUAGCUCCUGAUUCUUCUGCAGAGGUAUCUGUCCCUCACUUGCAGCUUUGUGGGCAGUGGCCAAAGAGUCUGUUAAACAGCGUCCUGGAAUAGAAUGCAGUAAUCUGGUUGUUGACGCAGUGAGUGAGAUGGUCCAGACUUGGGAUACAUGUAAAGGGGAUGGGCAGAAAAGCAGGGCAGAUGGUUGUGGAGGGAACGCUUUGGGGAAAACGGAAAUAAACUGGAAGGAAAGAAAAAGUCAUCAUUGAUUUCCUUUGCAAGUAGAGGAUGGCGCGACUACACAAAUUGACAGCAUCCCAAUUAUUAAUGAAGAGAACCAAUUAGAACGGUCAUUAAAAUAAGAAUGACAUGGAAAGCUACUGAGAAGUAAACCGAGACACUCUUAGCUUUACAUCAUUCCAUUGCUUGUAUCAGAAUCUACCUUUUUUCUAGUAGGAAACUGCAUUCAACCCCUUUGACUAUCAGGAAUGUAUAAGACCUGUGAUAAAAUAGGCCAAUAUGCCAUUUGGUACCAUUUUUAUGUAUUUUCAAUGCAUAACGUAGGCAAAAUAAGAAUAGUUUAUAUGUAUAUGAAAGUGAAUUUUGCAGUAUGCAAGCUACAAUGAAUGCAUUUAAAGGCUGAAUAUAUAUUUAGCUCUUUUUGGUAAAUAGAGUUAACAAAUGAUAUGCCUCUUAAUUCGAUAUAUUCUGUAAACCUAUGAAUAAAACAUAAUUCCUGCCUAA
Molecule: messenger RNA, 6250 nt
Organism: Pteropus alecto (black flying fox)
Lineage: Eukaryota; Metazoa; Chordata; Mammalia; Chiroptera; Pteropodidae
Gene: LGI2
Product: leucine rich repeat LGI family member 2
Exons: 9
Coding region: 1-1710 (569 amino acids)
Biological process (GO): inhibitory synapse assembly
Molecular function (GO): protein binding
Source: RefSeq, a predicted model, not a curated record